CCCCACACUUCUGUCUCCCCCCCCUCCAUGCAUGUAAGAGCUUUUUUUAUUUUAUGAGAGAGUUUGCAGCAGCGUUGUUCUGAGCUGAGUUCUGGAGGGAGGGUCUGAGAGUGGGAGUUUUUAUGUCGCUGCUCUCGUUCAGUGGAUGCUCAGUGGCCCUUGAACGGCUCGGAUUGAACUGCUGACCGGCUGGCUCACAGGUGGAGCUUAUAGGGGGAAACAGUGAGAGUGCCCUGUGAGGAACACUUGGAAGGACCGUUGCAGGAGCCGGCAGCAUGUGGAGGAUCCAGACGUGGCUGCUUGUCUCGGCCCUCUGCGCUGGGAGCCUGGAGGCCUGGUUUUGGAACCCAAAACCAAUUCCCAACACAGAAAUCCCAACAGAGACGACGGCAGUGACAGGUGCCACCGUGACUCCCAGUGGCACGGAGACGAUGAAGGUGGCGGUGAUGGAGGAGGAGGAUGACAACCUGUCCGGGGUUGGGGAAGAAAUCAUCAACGUGGCCACAGGAAUCCCUAAGAUUGUCGAGACGUGGGACGGGACCCCGACCACCACGACUACUAACGCGGGCCUUACAGAGAAGGUGGAGAGCGUGACCCUGAACAUGACGGAGGAGAGUGGUGUCUCCUUGCUCCAGCUGAUAGGAGACCCUCCACCCAGUGAGAUCGCCAGGGUCUACGGGCCGAGAGGGGAGACCGCCUAUGCCUUCUCCGCCGCGACGGUGUCGGGCCAGCCGGCUCUGGCCCACGUCCCCAACCCAUUCUACCGCCACUUCUCCCUCCUUUUCCACAUCAAGCCAACCACUCCCGCCGCCUCCGUCCUCUUCUCCAUCAUCGAUGGGCCCCAGAAGCUCAUGUACGUUGGCGUCAAGCUCAGCGCCGUGAAGUCCGGCCGCCAGAGGGUGCAGUUCUUCUACACCGAGCCCGACUCGGAGGCUUCGUAUGAGGCGGCCGCCUUCGACGUCCCCAGCAUGGUGGACACCUGGAGUCGCUUCUCGCUGUCCGUCUUCGAGGAGCAGGUGACCUUCUACCAUGGCUGCGACUCGGAGCAACGGGUGGUGAGGUUUGAGCGUUCCCCGGACCCCAUGGAGUUUGACAAUGGGGCGGGGAUCUUCGUGGGUCAGGCGGGAGGAGCCGACACUGACAAAUUCCAGGGGGAGAUCGCUGACCUGAAAGUAGUUGGAAACCCUCAGGCUGCCGAGCGCUUGUGUGACGACGAGGACGACACUGACGUGGCCUCUGGGGAUUAUGGCAGUGGCGAUGGCGAGAGGAGACAAACGGGACACGGUGUCAGGACAACCACUGCACCCUCCCGUCCGGUACCUGAGCCGCCGCUGAUAUCCUCAAAAGGAACCCGACUGAAGGAAUCAGGUCCCAGUGGUGGUCAAGGUGAGAAAGGUGACAGAGGAGAGAAAGGCUCUACGGGGGACAGAGGCCCCUCGGGGCCGAAGGGAGAUUCGGGGUCCAGCUCUGGCUCUGGUGUCUCCUCUCAGGGUGGAGGAGGAGGACAGAAGGGGGACAAAGGUUCAAAGGGCAGUUCUGGCUUCGGAUACCCCGGCAAUAAAGGAGAACGUGGGGCUCAGGGGCCUGCCGGGCCCGCUGGUCCUGCCGGACCUGCGGCUGAGGUGGUCCGACUCGGGGACGGCUCUGUUGUGCAGCAGAUGGCCGGACCCGCCGGACCUCCGGGGCGGCCAGGGUCGGAUGGAGCCGCAGGAACUCCAGGAACCGAUGGGGAGAAUGGUGAUCCAGGAGAGGAUGGAAAAGCUGGUCCUGCUGGGCCACGAGGUUUCCCAGGAAAUCCAGGAACAUCUGGUGCCAGCGGCCAAAAGGGUGACCUUGGAGAGGGUCAGCCAGGACCCAGAGGGUCCCCAGGUCCACCAGGGCCCCCUGGACCUGGCACUGGUGAUCGCCCAACGUUUGUUGACAUGGAGGGUUCAGGAUUCCCAGACUUGGACAAAUUCAGGGGUGCCCGUGGUCCUCCCGGUCUUCCUGGCCCUCCCGGGAUCCCUGGUACUUCAAUAGGACUGGGAUCCAAUGGUCCUGUAGCCUUCGGACCCCCGGGACCACCGGGACAAGAUGGAGUCCCUGGUCUGCCCGGCCCCUCCGGUCGUCCUGGUACUCCUGGUCAGCCUGGACUCAGAGGAGAGAAGGGUGACUGUGAACGGCUCGGUCUUUCAGGAGCAGCUGGUGAAAAGCAAGACACACAGGACUCCAACUUUUUCACAGGCCUCUUCUCUUACUUUAAUCCAUCCCCUACGGGUUCUACGGGCGAUCCAGGACACACUGGUGUACCAGGGCAGUCUGGGCUUGCAGGGCUUCCAGGUCCCAUGGGACCAGUUGGACCUGCAGGGCCUCCCGGGCCACCGGGCCCAUCUUACCGUGUCGGUCAUAGUGACAACAACGGAUACGAGAUGACCGAUGGCUUACCUGGACUCGCAGGCCCACCCGGACCACAGGGUCCGACUGGUAUUGCAGGUCUCCCCGGUAAGCCAGGUUUUCCCGGCAGCCACGGAGACAAAGGAGCAGAAGGAGGACGAGGACCACCUGGGAUGCCAGGCACGGACGGAUUCAAAGGGCAGUCGGGUGAAAAGGGAGAACGAGGAUGGAAAGGCGAGAUUGGUCUGCCGGGACGCGACGGUGGACCACCCGGAGCUCCAGGGCCUCCCGGGCCUCCAGGACAGGUCGUCUCCCAGCCAACAAGUGAUGGAGGAGCUGGUACUCCAGGUCGAGCAGGAUUCCCGGGGCCCGUGGGACCAAAAGGAGAUAAAGGAGAUUCAGGUCCUCCAGGAUAUGCACCUCAGGGACAGAAAGGCGAGCCUGGCAUCAUCAUGGGGCCCGAUGGGACACCAAUGUACCUGGGUGGCCUGGGAGGACAGCAGGGUGAGAUGGGACCCCCUGGCCCUGUGGGACCUGCAGGCUCAUAUGGUUCUGAGGGCCAGAAGGGAGAGAUUGGGCUCCCAGGACGACCGGGGCGGCCUGGGCUAAAUGGCUUCAAAGGCGAGAGGGGAGAUUCAGGCAGUGGAUCUGGAUAUGGACACCCUGGUCCUCCAGGUGUACCAGGCCCUCCUGGACCACCCGGACCUCCAGCUCCCAUCGACAGACUCGGAGGACACGUGGAUUACUCCAGACACUACCCAGCUGUUAAAGGAGAGAAAGGAGAUCCUGGACCAGAAGGGUUUCUUCAAAUUCCAGGUCUCGGGUCCAACUACGACAUUUACGCUUUAAAGAAUGAGUUGAAAGGAGACAGGGGCCAUGAUGGCUACAAAGGAGAGAAAGGAGAACCAGGAGGAGGACAUUAUGACCCCCGCUAUGGAGCCGGUGGACACGGCAGCCAAGGAGCUCCUGGACCUCAAGGCCCUCAAGGUGACUCCAUCGUUGGCCCACCAGGCCCUGAGGGUCCAUCGGGUCCACCAGGAAGAGGCUACGAUGGGCAUCCCGGACAGCCAGGGCCCCCUGGACCCCCAGGACCUUCUCUAUCUGAAACCCACAGGGGCACACAGACGAUCAAUAUUCCUGGGCCACCGGGACCACCUGGAGUGCCUGGACUACCUGGACACACGUCUGGGGUGACGGUGUUGAGGUCUUAUGACACCAUGACAGCCACUGCUCGAAGACAACCCGAGGGCUCGCUAGUUUACAUUUUGGACCAAACAGAUCUCUACUUACGGGUCCGCGAUGGAGUUCGACAAGUCCAGCUCGGGGGCUAUAUUCCUUUGCCCAGAGAGGAUGGUAAUGAGGUUGCAGCGGUGGAGCCCCCACCCGUCGUCCCCUACUCCCCGGAUCACCACUCCAACACUGACUCCCAUAGCCACGCUGACAGACAGCCACAGCCUGACGGGCCCCAUGUGACGCACACAGACCCUCGAUAUGCGCCAAACCCUGACCCCAGAUACACAACCCGCCCUGAUCCCCGGUAUCAGCCAGAUCCGCAGUAUCAGCCAGAUCCCCGGUAUCAGCCAGAUCCCCGGUACCCGGUGCCGGCAGAUCCAAGGUUUCCAAGUUACACAGACCGACAAGGCCAACCGGAUGGUAGAUAUUCUGUCAACACGGCCCAUGAACGCUACCCCGUCACACCUCAGCGAAGACCUCAUCUUCCUGUGGCCGAGACCCCAGCCCACCAUCACACUUCAGGUCCAGGGCUCCACCUGAUCGCCCUGAACAGCCCCCAGACCGGCUCCAUGAGGGGGAUCCGCGGAGCAGACCUCAUGUGCUUCACCCAGGCUCAGGCCAUCGGGAUGAAGGGAACUUUCCGGGCUUUCCUGUCCGCCAGGCUCCAGGAUCUCCACAGUAUCGUCCGCAGGGCCGACAGGGACCGCAUGCCAAUAGUGAACCUGAAGGAUGAGGUUCUGUUUGACAACUGGGACGGCAUCUUCAAUGAUGGCCGAAUGAAGGAUAACGUGGCGAUCUACUCCUUCGAUGGCAAGGAUGUUCUCAGCGACAACACAUGGCCAGAGAAGAUGAUGUGGCACGGGUCGACCAGCACCGGUCUGCAGCAUGCCGACGGCUUCUGCGAGACGUGGCGCGUGGGCGACCGGGCUUUGAACGGCAUGGCGUCGUCGCUGCAGAGCGGCAAUCUGCUCCAGCCGAGCUCCAGCAGCUGUUCCAGCUCCUACGUGGUGCUGUGCAUCGAGAACAGCUACAUCUCUAAGAGAUAAACACACACAUACACACACACACACACACACACACACACACACAUGCAUAUAUAAACACAAAUACACACAACACUGGACAAAGGGAAAUCCCAAAGCGGUCAGCCAGGCUUUUGUCCACACUUUUAUCUACAGUAUGUGGUGCUUUGUAAAUAAUUUUAUUUUGUUCUAAUAAAUAAUUAGUUUCUGUUUGUUAGCCCUUCUUAUACGGUGCUAUACAGGAUUAUCCCUAUGUUGAACCAAAGUUGAGCUCAGGAGACACAGUCACUCACCCUGUGGAAGUCUGAACCCUAAAAGCCGACCGUGUGUUGCCGUGUGUGACUCGUUGGCUCAUACGCUGAUAUAAAUAUUGAAAUUACUUAGCUCGGUGCAAACAAAGCUUCGUCCAAAACCACUUUUCUUUUUUGGAAAUAACGUCCUGGUUACUCUUGAUAAUGAGCAGAACACACGCACUGAUAAAUGUUGUCUUUAUAAGGACCAUUACUUUGGUAGAAAGUAGCUCCUGCACUCAUGACAGCGUGAAGCACAUUCUGGAUUCCCCCAGUUUGAGCCUCUUAUGUAUGACUUUUAAAAUAUUAGUCAAAGAGCUAAGCAUCAGAUUUUCUAUAGAUAUAAUAGUAAUUUUAAAUAAUUAAAAACUGCAAUAGACAGAAUCUCUACAGAACUUUGUUUGACACCUGUAAAUAGUUCAUAAGUUACAAUAAUUUCUGAAUUAAUAGAUUAAAAAUAAGUUAUGAUGAUAUUUGGGCAUUCCAAUUUCGUCUCGGUGUUUUUCUUAAAAACCUUUUUAUACGUUGUGACUGUGACAUGAUGCAAAUACAUGAGAGGCAGUUAUAUCUCAGAGAGGGACACACCACUGUGAUAACUUGUAGAAAUGAUGUCUUAACUACCAUAAAAGAACUGUGGAAUAAGAAAUACAAAUAGACUCCUCAUGUUUCCUUGUUGUUCCUGCAGUGAUAUGAUAAUUUACAGCUAAAUACCCCAAAUAACAGUGGUAAAACUCAUUUAAACAAGGCUUCCUGUGUCUUGAAUACCACAUUUACUACUAUAUACAGUAUUUUCCAGUGCUGCUGUCAUCAACACAUUUCAUCCUCCACAAGCGGGCUACACAUUGUACAUGAAAUCCAUGUUUUUUCUCCUUUCCACUGAUGUUAUCUGUAACCAAUAGCACUCGAGUAAUCACCUUUGUCACUUUGCUUCUGUCUUACAUGGGAAGGUGUGUCCACAUGGUCUUUUUUAGCAAUAACAAAAGGGAUAUUUAUUUUUUACAAACUGUGCCUUUUUCUUUCUAUCUCAGCUAUAACGUGUGAUGUGAACACUUUCCCCGAGAAUAACAACAUUUCCAAAUAUAUCCAGCACAAAGAUGUUUAAAUGUGUGUCUUAAUCCUGAGGUUACAGUUUCCCGCUGAUAUAAAGUUUGUAUGCAUACAAAAAAAUAAAUAAUGCAUGUACAGAUAUGUGGAAAAGAUUCAGCCAUAAAUGUUUUGUGCGCUUGUUGCUUCUCAGUUGUUUUGCUUCAGGCACUGCAGCCAGCGUAGUGGAGUCUCUUCUGGAGACCUGAAUGAAAUGUCGUGUACUAACAGAGCCAUAACCAACUCAGUGUAUCAACUCCUGCAGGUUGCACUCUGUCAACUUUUUAUUACAUGAGCGACGUUUUCUGAAAUGCUGCAUCUCGGCGAUAAAUAAAUCUGUGUGGAAACUGUGA
This is a messenger RNA of Hippoglossus stenolepis (Pacific halibut), 6354 nucleotides long. RefSeq names its product collagen alpha-1(XVIII) chain. The record is from RefSeq and is a predicted model, not a curated record. The transcript has 41 exons. Bases 276 to 4652 code for a protein of 1458 amino acids. NCBI's taxonomy places the organism in Eukaryota, Metazoa, Chordata, Actinopteri, Pleuronectiformes, Pleuronectidae.